AUGGCAACAAGGAAAACAGCUGAUCAAAGGCAGGAUUUGAAACCUCCACCCAAAAAAGACCAGGAAAAAAAAGAUAAACAGGAAAAGAGACUUUCAAAUUUUUUUAAUGCCCCAGCAGAUAAAAGUACCUUAGAAAAUUCUCAUAUAUCAACACCAAACAAAGCUGCCUUAAGUAAGGAAACUGCAGACUUCAGCGAUACUGAGGUAAAGGAACGCUCAGAUGAACGACAAAUGGUCACCCCAGUGUACUUAAAAGAAUGUUUAGAUCUACAACUGGAACAAAUAAAAAUAGAAAUGCAGGGGAGCUUUGCAACUCUAAAGAAAGAUAUACUGGAGAUAGGACAAAAAGUUAAAGUCAACGAACAAAAAAUAGAAAAUCUAGAAUUUCUUCUACAGAAGCAAAGUGAGAUUAUUGAAAAACAACAAACGAAGAUAAAUGAUCUUGAAGAGAGAACCAUAAAUAUAGAAGACAGAGGUAGAAUAAAUAACUUGAGAAUAAGAAACAUCCCUGAAUCCAUCUCACAAGAUAAUUUGGCAAUUUACCACUCUGAGUUUUUUAAAGUUCUUAAAAUAAAUAUUGAGGAUAAAGUGGACUUUCUUGAAAGAACACAUCGACUGUACAAACCAAGAACACUUCCAGCUGACCUCCCAAGAGAUACAAUCAUCGCUUGUCACCCCUAUUCUUUUAGAGAAAAAAUUCUAAAAGCGGCAAGACUAAUGGAAAGAGAUCAAGGCAAAUUUAAUAAUAUAAAGGUCUUCCCAGAUUUGUCUUUCCAGACAAGAAAAGCGAGGAGACAAUUUCUGCCAGCUACUUUGCGCUUAAGGGAAAAUAAUCUAAAAUAUAGGUGGGGCUUGCCAACCAAAUUUAUAGUUACUAAAGAUGGGAAUACGCACAAUUUUGACUCACAUGAGAAGGUCACAAAUUGGUUGAAUAAUCUGGUUUAA
Messenger RNA from Pelobates cultripes (western spadefoot toad), 945 nucleotides. The record is from the annotation of a GenBank genome assembly. NCBI's taxonomy places the organism in Eukaryota, Metazoa, Chordata, Amphibia, Anura, Pelobatidae.